Molecule: messenger RNA, 2476 nt
Organism: Puntigrus tetrazona (Sumatra barb)
Lineage: Eukaryota; Metazoa; Chordata; Actinopteri; Cypriniformes; Cyprinidae
Gene: chdh
Product: choline dehydrogenase
Exons: 8
Coding region: 141-1901 (586 amino acids)
Cellular component (GO): mitochondrial inner membrane
Molecular function (GO): flavin adenine dinucleotide binding; choline dehydrogenase activity
Source: RefSeq, a predicted model, not a curated record
CGCUAGCUUUCGGUAAGGACAGUGGAGUGGGAGGGGUUUCACGCAACUCUACAGUCCAUCUGUGCGCACUGCAUGAAGAGCACUACACGGCCCCCAGCGACCUUCAGCGCAGCCCUUUGAAAGCUGAGAUCUCUGUCAGGAUGCUGUGCUUCUCCUCGUCUGGGAGGCUCACGGCAAGCCUUCACAGGUGCAUGGCCGUGCACAGACAGCACAGACAGCGCAGCACGGCAGGGUCCCACAGCUACGUGAUCGUCGGGGCCGGAUCCGCAGGCUGCGUGCUGGCCAGCCGUCUGUCGGAGAACGCCUCCGAUUCGGUGCUCCUUCUGGAAGCAGGACCCAAAGACAUGCAUCUGGGAAGCACACGUCUGUCCUGGAAGAUUCACAUGCCGGCCGCUCUCACCUAUAACCUCUGCGACGAUAAGUACAACUGGUUUUACCACACUCUUCCUCAGACGCACAUGAACGACAGGGUGAUGUACUGGCCCCGUGGACGCGUCUGGGGCGGCUCGUCCUCGCUUAAUGCCAUGGUGUACAUUCGGGGCCACGCCGAGGACUACAACCGCUGGCAGAGCGAGGGGGCCGAGGGCUGGGACUACCCUCGCUGUCUUCCGUACUUCCGGAAGGCCCAGGCGCAUGAGUUGGGAGCGGACCGGUACCGAGGGGGCGAUGGCCCGCUGCGUGUGACGCGAGGAAAGACCGGUCACCCUCUGCACCACGCGUUCAUCGAGGCUGGCCAGCAGGCCGGCUACCCCUUCACCGGUGACAUGAACGGAUUCCAGCAGGAAGGAGUGGGCUGGAUGGACAUGACUAUCCACGGAGGUAGACGAUGGAGCACAGCUAGUGCUUACCUCCGGCCUGCGCUGUCCAGACCCAAUCUGAGAGCGGAGGUGCGCUGCAUGGUGACCCGAAUUCUGUUUGAUGGGACGCGAGCAAGAGGGGUGGAGUACCAGCAGGAUGGACAGACAAAACAGGUGUUUGCUGAUAAGGAGGUCAUUCUCAGCGGUGGAGCCAUAAACUCUCCUCAGCUCCUCCUGCUGUCUGGAGUGGGAAACGCAGAUGAUCUUCGCCAGCACGAUAUUCCCGUUAUACAGCAUCUUCCAGGUGUGGGCCGUAAUCUGCAGGAUCAUCUGGAGAUAUACGUGCAGCAUCGCUGUACUCAACCCAUCACCCUCUACAAAGCCCAGAAGCCCUUCCACAUGGUGAAGAUCGGCCUGGAAUGGUUCGUCAGGUUCACAGGUUACGGUGCAACGGCUCACCUGGAGAGCGGUGGGUUUAUUCGCAGUCGUCCUGGCGUUUCUCAUCCCGAUAUUCAGUUCCACUUCCUGCCCUCUCAGGUCAUCGAUCACGGCCGUGUUAAGUCCCAGAUCGAGGCCUUCCAGGUUCAUGUUGGACCCAUGAGGAGCACGAGUGUUGGGUGGCUCAAACUGAAGAGUAGAGACCCGUUGGCUCACCCUAUCAUCCAACCCAACUACCUCUCCACCGAUACCGACAUGUUGGAGUUCAGACAAAGCAUCAAGCUCUCCCGGGAAAUCUUCGCUCAAAAAGCCUUCGACCCUUUCCGAGGCCCCGAGGUGCAGCCGGGCCCCGCCGUCCAAUCGGACGCAGAAAUCGAUGCUUUCAUCCGACAGAAGGCGGACAGCGCCUACCACCCGUCCUGCACGUGUAAGAUGGGCAGCGGCUCGGACCUGGAGGCGGUGGUGGACCCUGCUCUGCGAGUGCACGGCCUGCAAGGGCUCAGGGUGGUGGACGCCUCCGUGAUGCCCAGCAUGGUUAGCGGGAACCUGAACGCGCCCACCAUCAUGAUCGCCGAAAAGGCAGCGGACAUCAUUAAAGGGAUUCCCUCGCUCCACGACCCUGGAGUUCCCGUUUACCGGCCCGUGACUGUCGAGACACAGAGAUAGAUUGCUUUGACGCAAUUAGACGGGAACAGUUGGGAGGCCAGAUUUUCCAGGUUUAAAUGAAUCAACGGGUCACAUGAUCAGUCUUGGGCAGCUCAGCUUCAUUCACAGUGACUCAUUUCAGUAUACCUUCAAUUCAAACAGAUCAUUGCUAAGGCAGCAUGGCCAGGCAUGGUCUCGAUCGUUUUCAUGAGAUUUCCCGCUUAAGUGUCUUAAUGAAGCAUACUAAUAUCGGUCAUGUGCGGCGUAGAUUUUUCCUGUUUGCAUUUCCAUACUAUCACAAUUAUGAUGUGCUAAUAAUCAGAAAUAAUACAUUUCAGCUGCUAGGAACCAAGAAUCCACGCAAAUGACUCUUUAAUGUUUACACGGAGAGAAAGGAGAAUCUUUAGACUUGUUAAGCAUUCUUUAUUCUGGUACUAUGGAUUUUUAAAUACUUUAUUAAAUUAUAGUGGAGUAAGAAAAAGAAUGUAACAAAGAGUGGACCAAUUUUAACAGAUUGAAAAAUGCUUUUAAAAUCACUACAACAGAUGUUUUAAAUAAUAACUGUACCUCUCAAAAAGAAUAAAAUUAUUCCGUUA